Molecule: messenger RNA, 4106 nt
Organism: Kogia breviceps (pygmy sperm whale)
Lineage: Eukaryota; Metazoa; Chordata; Mammalia; Artiodactyla; Physeteridae
Gene: ELL3
Product: elongation factor for RNA polymerase II 3
Biological process (GO): transcription elongation by RNA polymerase II; snRNA transcription by RNA polymerase II; positive regulation of transcription elongation by RNA polymerase II
Cellular component (GO): transcription elongation factor complex
Molecular function (GO): cis-regulatory region sequence-specific DNA binding
Source: RefSeq, a predicted model, not a curated record
CAGUGGUUAGGAUUUGGUGCUCUCAUUGCUGUGGCCUGGGUUCAGUCCCUGGUGGGGGAACUAAGAUCUCAGAAGCCACGGGGUGUGGCCAAAAAAUAAAAAUCAACUUUAUUGAGGUAUAAUUUACAGACAUUAAAAUAGAUACAUUUUAAGUGUGCAAUUUGAUGAGUUUUGACAAAUGUAUGGAUAAUUUGAUUUAGGGUGAAGGGCAUUAAGGUCAUCUGGGAUUAUGCCCGUCCAGGGAUUUAGCAGAGGUAUCCUAGCUAGGAAAGAGAACACCAGGGCUCUUGGGAGACAUACCCAAACAGGGACAAGUGGAGACACCAAGGGCCGACGUGAGAUUGGUCCUGGGGUUUCACUGCACCAGGAUCUGGACUUCCAGAAUGUCUGGAAACUUCAUGGCACCUCUUGGUCCUCCUGAGGGAGUGAGCCUGCUCCCUUUCACACCAGUGUCCACCAAUCUCACGUGUAUAGGCCAGGAAGGGAGACCUGGGACUGAGUUCUCCCUCUCCUCUGGCCUGCAACUUUCCUGCCACCAACCACGGCCCCCAUCUCUGCCCAUCGAUGAGGGGCACUCCGGCUUGCGACAGCCAAGCUUCACUGCUGCCAAAAAUGGGGCCUGAUUUUCUCUCUCUCCAUUCAUAGAAACCGGCUUCGGGUUCGCCGCAGUACGUCGGGGAGGGAAAAGCAAAAGCACUAGGCCAGGUGUUGGCGUCGGGAAACCCCCUUCGGAUCCGCCAGCCUCCGGUCCCUUGGGGCUCUUGGCGUGAUGGGCUGGGCCCGCCCAGCAACCAGUCGCUGUUGCUGUCUCCGUCUCCCGCCCCUCUGCGUCUAAAACUCUCGGAGGGUUGCAGGUUCAGCUUCACUUAGAGAGCGAAACUCUUUAAGUGUUCAGGUUAGGUGGAAAAACUGAGGCAGGACUGGGGACUCUGGUGAGAGGUCUAAAGCUGGCUGCAGACUUUCUCCCCGGAACUGGGAGAGUACCUUCCGAAAGCCCAAAAAGCGCAUGCCAAUCCAAGAAGAAACCGCUGGGGUCGGUGCUAACGUCUAGGGGAGAGCGAAGCGCCGCCCAAGCGAGCGGGAAAUCCCAGAGGUGGGGCUGGCUGUGGGUGGGGCCUGGGGUGGGGUCCCGGCGGGGGGCGGGGCCUACCUGGGCUACCGGGUGUGCCAGCCUAGCCCUGCACAGCGGAGGUGGUAGUGGCCCUGGUCUGUGGCUCCUGUCCUAUUUGCUCUGAACCUCGCAGCCAUGGAGGGACCCCAGGAGCUUCUGAGUGGGAAGCUCCGGCUCUGGUUCACCCCCGCUGCCCGGACCAGCCUCCUGCUGCUCCGGCUCAACAACGCGGCGCUGCGGGCGCUGCACGAGUGUCAGCGGCAACAGGUUCGGCCAGUGAUUGCUUUCCAAGGCAACCGAGGGUAUUUGAGGCUCCCAGGUCCUGGCUGGUCCUGCCUCUUUUCCUUCAUAGUGUCUCAAUGUGGCCAGGAGGGCCCUGGUGGUGGCUUGGAACUUGUGUGCCAACGUUUAGGCAGAUCUGGGCCUAACCGGCUCCACUGCCUGGGUCCACUCAGGGAGCGCCUCACUAUUUGGGCAGCCUUGGAUUCUAUCCCAGCCCCAUCUUCAGUUCAGAGACACAACCUGACUGAAGAUGCCAGAGAUCACGAGAGCUGGCAGAACAUGGGAGACUAUUCUGCAGGAGACACAAUUUCACAGCCACAGAUGGCACUAGAAGAGGUGCCAGAUCCACUGGCAAGCAGCCAAGGACAGUCACUCCCAGGAUCCUUGAGGGAACACAUGGCACAGUGGGAAGUGAGGAACCAGACCCAUCUUCCAAACAGAGAGCCUGAUCAGGUACUGCCUUCUUCUGCUAGCCAGAAACACAUGGACAAGAAACGUCCAGCACCUGCAGCUACUGUAAAACGAAAAGAAAAGAGGCUCAGAUCUCUGUCUCUAGCUCCAAGUCCCCUACAAGGGCUGCCUAGUCAGGAGCUACAGGAGGGAGAAGAUUGGGAGCAAGAAGAUAAAGAUGAAGACAUUAGCUCCAGGCUGGUGCACAGUCCCUCAGUUCAAGCUGACUCUGAAUCCCCAAGCCCUGAAGAUGUACCAGAUUACCUCCUGCAAUACAGGGCCAUCCACAGCGCAGAACAGCACCAUGCUUACAAGCAGGACUUUGAGACAGAUUAUGCUGAAUACCGCACCCUGCAUGCCCGUGUUGGGGCUGCAAGCCAAAGGUUCAGAGAGCUGGGAGCAGAGAUGAAGAGCGCUCAACGAGGAACUCCAGAACACAAGAUUCUGGAAGAAAAGAUAGUCCAGGAAUAUAAAAAGUUCAGGAAGCGGUACCCAGGUUACAGGGAAGAAAAGCGCCGCUGUGAGUACCUGCAUCAGAAAUUGUCCCACAUUAAAGGUCUCAUCCUGGAGUUUGAGGAAAAGAACAGGGGCAGCUAAAGAUGACAGAGGGCUCUAACUCUGCCCAGUGUGCUAUGAAGGAACAAAGCAGCUAUUAACUAGAGUACAAUUGUCUGCUCUUAUUGCUGAGUCCAUGGUGGGAAGUAGGAGAGCUGCUCUAGGUUCUUAAGGUUUGGUUUUCAUAUUGCCAUAUUUAAAUUUUUAGGGCAUGGGCACAGUGCCAAGACUCCUCAGCUGUGCCCAGGCGACUAGGAAAAGUAGCAGAGACUUGGCUUCUCCACCUUUAGUUCAGGAAAGUUAUUUUUAAAUCCUGAGAAAUGAUACCAUUUCCAGGACAAGAUACCUUGAGAACAUCAGAAUUUACUUGGUAGCCUCCCUGAAGAAACAAUGAAAACUUUUCGUAACAGAACUAAAGGAACUUGUAAUACAAUUGGACAUAAUGGGAAAAGGCUUGGGUAUUACCCAUGUACUGAAAGUGAAUUCUUUUACAAACAUGGCUAAAAAAUUAAAACAUUGCUUCUGUGUCAAGUUUGUUUUCCUUGAAUCCUCUUACCCUUGGCUGUGUAUAUGAACCAGUUCUGGGGCUCCCUAAAAAAUCAGAUCCCCAGAUCCCAGCCCAGGUCUUAUGAAUUAGAAUCUCCAAGAUUAUGGUUAGGCAUCUUUACUUUUUCAAAGUACUAUGGAUGAUCUUGAUAUAUAUUUUGCUAGGAGGCUCUGUCAAAUCUUGUAAUUCAGUGGUCCCCAACCUUUUCAGCACCAGGGACCGGUUUCAUGGAAGAAAAUUUUUCCACAGACUGGGGCGGGGGGGGUGGCGGUGGCGGUGGCAGUGGUUAAGGCGGUAGUGCGAGCGAUGGAGAGCGGCAGAUGAAGCUCCGCUCACUGGCCCGCCGCUCACCUCCUGCUGUGCGGCCCGGUUCCUAGCAGGCCACGGACUGGCCCAGGGGUUGGGGACCCCUGUUGAAACUGGUAACUAGAGGAUACAGUAGGAAUAAAACUCUCCUUUUCCAAACAUGGAGGCUAAGGAUCACCUGCAACUGGGGCUCCUAUCUGGAAUUAUCCAGUAACUGAAAACUAUAACUGGAUAGGAUUUGGAUUUGCCCACAAAAAGGAAGAGGGACGUAGUUCAAUUCAUUUGAACCGAAGAUCACACCAGUCGUAUCCUUUUCGUUCCUCACUGUUGCAUAAGAAAGUGGAUGUUUCGCUCACAACGAGGAAUGAUACUGCCUUUCCCAGUUCCGCUGGAGAAGGAAGUUAAUGACCACACCCUGGGCUUUGGGGGAGAGAGCUGUACCCGGCAGUGUCAGCAAUUCUUGAAACAACUUGGAUGGAACCCCAACCUGAUGCCACACCCACACAGGGCAUUUCUAGGCAGAGAAUAGCCCUUGGGAGAUAUAAACAUGCUCAGCUGCAUGGCAAGGAUAAACAGCAAUCCAUCCUUAGGGCAUGGGCAGGCCAGAAACAGCCCAACAAGAAAGGUCCCUCACCUAUUCUAAUCAUCAGGCUAGGGUCCUGUGCAAUAAACACGUGAGGAUAGAAAGAGAUGAAAUCUAGAAAGGAAUUACAGGUGAUAACCGGGUCCACACCCAGUACAGUACAGCUGUAUUGACCAUUAUGGCAGUCACUAGCCCUACAUGUGACUAUUUAAUGAAAAUUUAAAAUAUGGUUUCUAGCUACAUUUCUAAUGCUCAAUAGCUACAGGUAUUGG